AUGUCAGAACUCACACCCGCCAUUGUCAUUGAUAAUGGCUCCUAUGCCAUUAAAGCAGGUUUUUCUGGUGAAGAUGCACCAAAGGAAGUCUUUCCCACAACCAUUGCAAGAAAUCCAGCACGUCCUCUAAUUGGUAGUUCCACUGAAAAAGAAUUUAUUAUUGGAAGAUUUUCGAGUGAAUUGGAUAAUAAAAGUCCAUUCGAAAAUAGACGAAUCAGUAACUGGGAUUAUAUGGAAAAUAUUUGGCACUUCACUUUUUAUGAAGCUCUACGAGUUGCUCCCGAGGAAGCUCCAAUUAUUUUAACAGAACAUUUAAAUACUCCAAAAGAGGAAAGAGAAAAAAUUACACAAAUCAUGUUCGAAACUUUCAAUGCUCCAAGUUUUUAUUUGGCCAAUGAUUCGGUAUUGAGUGCUUUUGCUUCUGGAAAAUUAAAUGCUGUGGUUGUUAAUAUGGGAGAGGAAGAAACUCAAAUUGUUCCAAUGUUUGAAGGAAAUGCUUUACCAUAUGCUAGCUCAACAAUUGAAUUGGGUGGAAGACACAUCACUGAUUAUUUAAUUAAUUUAGUGAAAUUGAAUGGACAUGGUGUGGAAUCAUUUGCUGAGAAGGAGAUUGUUAGAGAUUUGAAAGAAAAGAAAUGUUAUGUUGCCAAAGAUUAUGACCAAGAAAUGGAAUCAUUUAAUUUUGAAUUACCUGACAAGACUAAAUUGGAUAUUGGAAAGGAAAGAUUUCAAGCUCCAGAACUUUAUUUCCAUCCUCAACUCUAUGAAAUUGAACAAACAAAUCUUAGCACUGCCAUCCACAACUCCAUCAUGAAACUAGAUAUUGACCUCCAUAGAAUCCACUAUUAUUCAAGAGUUCUACUCAGUGGUGCAAGUUCCUUAUUCCCAGGAAUUGAAGAUCGUUUGCAUCAUGAACUUUUUGCAUUAUCUCCUGUGAGUGCAAAUGUUAGAGUGGAUGCUCCUAGUGAGAGGAAAAUAUCGACCUUCAUUGGAGCUAGCAUUCUUGGAAGUUUAUCAACAUUUGAAAAUUUGGCAAUCAGUAAGGAUCAAUAUGAGGAAGUAGGACCAUGUGUUGUUCAUAGAAAAUGUUUCUAA
Messenger RNA from Naegleria gruberi, 1095 nucleotides. RefSeq lists its product as uncharacterized. The transcript has a single exon. The record is from RefSeq and is a predicted model, not a curated record. Bases 1 to 1095 code for a protein of 364 amino acids. Lineage: Eukaryota; Heterolobosea; Eutetramitea; Acrasida; Naegleriidae.